Messenger RNA from Chondrus crispus (carragheen), 678 nucleotides. RefSeq lists its product as hypothetical. NCBI's taxonomy places the organism in Eukaryota, Rhodophyta, Florideophyceae, Gigartinales, Gigartinaceae. The transcript has a single exon. The coding region runs from base 1 to 678 and encodes 225 amino acids. The record is from RefSeq and is a predicted model, not a curated record.
AUGGCGGUGGGGAGUACAGGGUUUGAGGAGGAACGAGGCGCAGUCUAUGUGUAUACUAGACCGGAUGUUUCCACCAACUGGACAUUUGCGCAACGCCUCGAGUCGCCUAAUGCCCAGCAGUUUGGCUUCUUCGGCUUCAAAAUUGCUAUGGAUAGCAAAGGGACUAAACUUGUCGUUGGUGCUGAUGGGGAAGCCGAUUAUAGAGGCGCUGCCUAUCUUUUCGUCAGGAAAGAAGGAAAGGCCGGGCAGCCCAGAUUUGACCACUUUCAGGAAUUGGUCGCUGGAAAGAGGGCCAUGGAGGAUAAUUUCGGAGGUUCCGUUGCGCUCUCUGGGGACGGAAAAGCUGUCGUCGUUGGCGCACCGGGGGUUAAUAAGGGCAAUGGAAAAGACCACGGUGUCAUGUACAUGUUUGAAGAAGUGAAAGGCAGGAGAAAGUCAAAAUGGGCAUUAGCCGAGUCCAUCUGGCUUCCGCACGAGCACUCGCAAUCUGGAAAUUUCUUCGCUUGGACAGUGGACCUCAGCGGAAAUGGAGAGCGAUUUGUUUCCACGGCUCCUGAUUCCUAUGGUGGGGCUGGCCUUGUGACGGUGGGAGAAUUGGAAGUCAUGGGAAAACGGGCUAUGGAUGCAGACGACCAUUUGACGGAUGACGUAUUCAACGAAGAAAGAGAAGAGCUGUAA